Molecule: messenger RNA, 347 nt
Organism: Racocetra fulgida
Lineage: Eukaryota; Fungi; Glomeromycota; Glomeromycetes; Diversisporales; Gigasporaceae
Source: the annotation of a GenBank genome assembly
CUUCGCACGGAAGCCUGUAGUUAUAUAUUUAAUCGGCGCGCAUCAAAAAAACUUGAUUCUGGUUAAUUGUGAUGAAAAUACUGUUACCGCUGGUCAUGUAAACAAAUUUAAGUCGGUGGUUUCUAAAUAUCCAGAAAAUACUCUGGGCAUUUAUGUAACAAAAAAGGUGUCGAAAAAUUCUUUAAAACUCGCGAAUUCAAGUCAAGAUAUUAAUAUUAUAGUUACAAAUUUGAUCAAACUCAAUAAUUCUGUCAGUUCAUAUUUUGAACUUAAAAAGAACUCUUCUAAUCAAAAAAUUUGUGAACUUAUGAUGAUGAGAACUGAUGAAUUAAACGAUGUUAAGUUUG